AUGGCGGUUGCAGGGGAAGCACUAAAAACAAACAUAACGACACUCGGGCCAUUAGUCCUUCCUAUGUCCGAGCAACUCCUUUUCUUCGUGACAUUAGUCGCGAGGAAGAUCUUCAAGAUGAAAAUCAAGCCUUACAUACCCGAUUUCAAGCUGGCGUUCGAGCAUUUCUGCAUACACGCAGGUGGAAGGGCUGUGCUGGAUGAGAUCGAGAAGAAUCUCGAGCUCAGCCAGUGGCAUAUGGAGCCAUCAAGAAUGACACUUUACAGAUUUGGAAACACAUCAAGCAGCUCUUUGUGGUAUGAAUUGGCUUAUUCUGAAGCUAAAGGGAGGAUCAACAAAGGAGAUAGGGCAUGGCAAAUUGCAUUUGGCUCUGGAUUUAAAUGUAACAGUGCCGUGUGGCGCGCGCUGAGGACGAUUAAUCCUGCUAAAGAGAAGAAUCCAUGGAUGGAUGAGGUUCAUGAAUUCCCAGUAGAAGUACCUAGAAUUGUCACAAUUAGUGAUUCUUGAAAAUGAUUUUUAACUUUCCUUCAGCAAAAUUUAUAUAGUAUUAUCAUUCUUUGUUACCAUAAAGAUUGCACUGUACAAUAUGAUUUGAUUAUUUAUAAAAGUCAUACCAAUUCUUC
Messenger RNA from Capsicum annuum, 623 nucleotides. RefSeq names its product 3-ketoacyl-CoA synthase 11-like. Gene Ontology annotation, cellular component: membrane. Gene Ontology annotation, biological process: fatty acid biosynthetic process. The transcript has a single exon. The record is from RefSeq and is a predicted model, not a curated record. The coding region runs from base 1 to 507 and encodes 168 amino acids. Gene Ontology annotation, molecular function: acyltransferase activity, transferring groups other than amino-acyl groups. Lineage: Eukaryota; Viridiplantae; Streptophyta; Magnoliopsida; Solanales; Solanaceae.